AACACUGUUGUCACAGCACUGGACUAUAAUUCAUGUUAGUGUUGAGAAAAUUUUAGGCUGGUUUUUUUUAGCAGCAUACCUUGUAAAAUUGUUGGUGGUGACCAACUACAUUUUUGAGAUUCAGGAGUCCCAUUGUUGGAUUUUCUACCUGCUGCUUGGUUUGAUGUUCUGCUGCCAUACCAUGAGGACAUGGAUGAUUAGUUCACUGAUUGUCUGUGUUUUCUUGCCGCACAUCAGGGGACUACAGCAAGAGGACACUCAAGCUGGUUGUAGCACAACUCCAAAUGACCUUGCAUACAUCAUCGAUGGCUCCUCAAGCUUGGGAGUCCCCAACUUUGAAACAGCCAAGCGCUGGCUCAUCAACAUCACCAAUGGGUUUGACGUGAGCACCAGACACACUCAGGUGGCGGUCGUCCAGUACAGCGACACACCUCGACUGGAGAUUCCCCUGGGAAAGCACCAGAAUAAUCAAGAACUGGUUAAGGCCAUCGCCUCCAUCCCAUACCUGGGGGGCAACACGCGGACUGGCCGCGCCAUCAAGUUUGCCACAGACCAUGUCUUUGGAAUGCCUAACUGCACCUCCCAGUCUGCCAGGAACCGUAUUGCUGUGGUUCUCACAGAUGGGCGUUCACAAGAUGAUGUUGAGGAUGCUGCCAUGGAGGCCAUGGCACAGAAUAUUGUUUUGUUUGCAGUUGGUGUAGGAAAUGAAAUCACCAACACUGAGUUAGUGUCCAUGGCUAACAAGCCACCAUCUACUUAUGUGCUUCACGUGGAAGACUACAACUCCAUUGAAUCCAUUUGGAACCUGAUGGAGCAGAAACUGUGCGAGGAGUCGGUGUGUCCGAAGCGGAUCUCUGGGACAGUGAACGAUCAAAAGGGAUUUGAUCUAAUCAGCAUGAUGAGAAUAGAGGAGGUGGCUCAGAAGGUUCAGGGUUCUUUGAUAUCAGAGAGAGCAUCACUGCUCAGCCCUCGUCUGGACAUCACUCACAAUACCAGCAAGAUAUUUCCAGAAGGCCUUCCUUCAGCCUAUGUGUUUGUGGCCACACUGCGCUUAAAGAACCCAGCUCACCGGAUGAAGUUUGACCUUUUGAGGGUGUUGUCUCAGGACGGGGUCAAACAGGUUGUCGUGACCAUUAAUGGAGCAGACAAAUCCGUCACCUUCACCUGCACCAGCACCCUGAAGAAAGAGCAGGCAGUCAUAUUUAAUGACAGAGGAAUCAAGAGGCUCUUUGACACUGACUGGCACCAAUUGAAGUUCCUGGUGAAACCCAAACGCAUCACUUGUUUCGUAGACGGUGCGUAUGUGGAGGAGCAGCUCUUAGAUCCAGUGGUUCCCAUUUACAUAAACGGAAAGAUCCAGGUGGCCAAGAAAGUCAAUAUACAGACAACAGUCCCUAUUGUGCUGCAGAAGUUGCGACUUUACUGUGACCCUCUACAGAGUGAACGAGAAACAGCAUGCGAAAUUUACUCUGUGUGUCCUGUGGAGCGCUCUCCUGCUGUAGAUGGUUGUGAUUGUCCAAGUGGUAAACCAGGCCUACCUGGCCUACCAGGGCCGAUGGGCUUCCGAGGGGAGAAAGGCAGAGAGGGACCACCUGGCCCUGAUGGGAAACCUGGGAAGCCAGGGGAGAAGGGAGCACCUGGAGAGCCCGGUCAAAAUGGGCAGAAAGGCGAAGUAGGUGAGCAAGGACAAAAAGGGGAACGGGGACUGGACGGACCCAAAGGAGAAAUGGGUCCACCAGGACCACCGGGGUCAUCAGUACCCAUAGGCUCUGGAUUUUCCAAAUUGGAAUUAGAUGAAACUGAAAUGCAAGGAACCAAGGGAAUCCCAGGAGAACGAGGAGAAAUGGGACCACCCGGAAAACCUGGGCCGAUUGGUGAACGUGGGCUACCUGGUCUACCUGGGCUUGCUGGUCCAAAGGGAGAGAAAGGGGAUAAUGGUGUGGCUGGAUCGGAUGGAGAACCAGGAAUUCCUGGUAUACGGGGGCUUCCUGGGGAGAUAGGGCCUCCUGGACCUCAAGGCGAGCGAGGCGUGGUAGGACCAGUUGGUUUUACCGGACCAAUGGGACAGCAGGGUCCGCCAGGUCCAGAUGGCCUACCUGGCAUAAAAGGCCCUCCUGGUCCAAAGGGAAAUUCUGGGGCCUGUGGACAGGAUGGGCUCCCUGGAUCACCUGGUGUUAAAGGUUCAGAAGGAGAGCCUGGUAUUCAAGGUCCACCUGGCAUUAAAGGCCUUCCGGGGUUUAAAGGUCAUAAGGGUGACUCAGGAUCAUCUGGACCAAAAGGAAGUCAGGGUGAGAAAGGCAACCAGGGAGAACCUGGAGUUUCUGGAAAACCUGGUGAAAUAGGCCACAAAGGAAACAAAGGAGAGUCAGGUGUAGCAGGGGAUCCUGGGAUCAGAGGGGCUGAUGGGAAAAAGGGAGACAUGGGUCCAUCAGGGCCGCCUGGAUCUCGAGGCUUUCCGGGUCUAGAUGGGCUACCAGGACAACCAGGAAUUCCAGGCUAUCCAGGGAAACCUGGAAAGCCACCUUCUGAGGAACAUCUUAUGAAAAUUUGUGCCUCUGUGUUGCAAAACCAACUACCACAGCUCCUGCAGGUGAUGGGCCAUAGAAGUUGCGAACACUGUGAAACCAAAAAAGGGCAACCAGGUGAUCCAGGCCCCCCUGGUCCAACAGGCCCAUCUGGACCUCCAGGGUACCCUGGCAGGGCAGGAGCUCCUGGCUAUCCGGGAACACCUGGGAGGAGGGGACCAGAAGGGGUUAAAGGUGAUAUUGGCCCAAUGGGUAUGAAAGGUGCCAAAGGACAGGGUGACAUUGGGUUGCCAGGUCCACCUGGUCCAGCAGGUUUACAGGGCCCACGUGGGGAUGAUGGUGAGGGGUAUCCUGGGCCUUCUGGUCCCCCAGGGAAACCUGGCCCUCCAGGUAUCCCAGGAAAACGUGGGCCCCCAGGAUCCAUGGGUUUAUGUGACCCGUCUUCUUGUUAUCAAGCCUACAAUUUUCGGGAUGACCCUUUUAGGAAAGGACCAAACUUUUAGCAUCAGGACAGUGGGAUCUUACUGAUUCUGUACAGUGUUCUCUGCAAGUUCAAAUGAACAGCAAACAUUUCUGGUGCUCAGCAUUGACCUCAGGAACUCUUAACCUCUAAAGAAAGUUGUCAGGAUCUUGACUUUUAAUUUGUGAUGUGUUUUUGUCUGAGAAUAUUGUUUUGUUUUGUUUUUUGUGUUGAAAUUCCUUAUUUGAGUGAAUCCUUGUGUGUUACCCAUUUCUGUUAUUUUUUAUUUUUUUUGACUUAGAUGAUUUUUUUAUUUUUACACUUAAGAUCUCAACAUCAUGUCCUAUCUGUUCUUUCCAUACAGUGGGGAAAGUGAAUGGAUACUGGUGCUGUCAAGCUCCAAACAUUACUAAAAAGCUCCUAAAAGUAUCAUAAAAUUUGUCCAUAGAACUAAUUUGGUAUUUUCAAAGCCUUCAGAAGCCAUAAGAUAGCUUUGUGUAAGGAAUAGACCAAACUUUAAAUCAUUUUUUGAUAAACUCCUCCAUAAUUCCCCCUAGAUUUGCCUCAAUUCCCCCCAGAAACUUCUGAUGGGCCUGCCCUGGAUGAACACCCCCCCCCCCCCAACACACACAAACAAAAAACAUACAAUUGGCCUACUAAAUUUUCCCCACACUCAUUUUCAAUUAAAAUUUUUGAAAGAAAGAUAGCUUUAAAGAAUAAUUUUAAUACUGUAUCCACUGCACUGCCCAAGCCAAGCUACCUCUCUACAGGAUGUGAAGCAAAUGCUAUUGGCUAUACUACGACACCAGAAGGCUUAUGUUCAAAUCUGAGAAUACUUCUGCUCAGGGGCUAUUCUCAAUCUGAGUUUUGUUUUAUACCAACAUUCAAAAUACAUUUUUUGAAUACUAAUACAAUAUUUUUAAUUAUUUUUACUUUUAAUUGUUUCAGCAUUUGGUGUCUUGUAGAAUUUUGCAGCACUAUUAAUAGGGUUAUAGUUUUGGCAUGCAUGUUUUUGACUUGAUAGAUUUGUGAAAAGGAUUAAAAACCUCUAUUUAUUGCCUAAUAAUUUUUUUGUGUGUUCUUUUUAAAUGCUCAAAGAACUUAUGCCUUUACAUGUUCUUUAGGAAAUACUGAA
Molecule: messenger RNA, 4120 nt
Organism: Myxocyprinus asiaticus (Chinese sucker)
Lineage: Eukaryota; Metazoa; Chordata; Actinopteri; Cypriniformes; Catostomidae
Product: collagen alpha-1(XXI) chain-like
Exons: 29
Coding region: 164-3028 (954 amino acids)
Source: RefSeq, a predicted model, not a curated record